AUGGCAAAAGGGGAUACCAAGCAAAAGUCUUCUACCCUAGACUUUCAGGAUGAAGGCCAAGGCAGCAGACUCGAAUCAGUUUCUCCUUCUAGUAGGUCUAAUUCGAGGCUUUCAACGCCAAGUCCAGACAUUCAAGGUGUUGCAAGUGGUGAAAGCAGCAAAAAGAGUUUGGGAUCGCCUAUAUUUCCACCUUCUGCAAAUAAUCGGUUUUCCAUGUCCUCCAGCUACUCGGGAGUUGUCCAAAAUGCCGACAUCGACACAAUCAGAUAUGUGGUGAACGAUAAUUCCUCCAGGCAGUACACCAAUGGAAGAAGAUCCAUGAACAGAUCUUCUGAGGUGCGGACAGUGGGGAGCGAUCUCGCACAUCGUGAAAGUUAUCGUUCUAGUGCAUCUACUGCAAGAACAUUGGCCACAUCAACGUCACAGAAUCCAGAAUCGUCUUCGAUCAGAGAGGCAGUCAUUUUGCCAACUACUACAGGAGAGCCGAUCCUGGAAGGUAAAGGGAGCCCAGGAAGUGCUCCUGAUAAGGAAAACUCGGUUGAUCUAGAGCACUCAGUCCCAGCCAGAUCUUCAAGAAGGCCAAUUUCUACAUGUAUUGGGGAUAUGGAAUCAAUCACCGAAGGUGUUUCCACAAGUGAUUCCCACAGUAUCUCUGCUAGCAGGCGUACAAGUCUUAUCGGACCGCGGAUUUUGCCAGAUAAGGAAAUUUCCUCCAGUUCAAAGGACAAUGCAUCAAUGCGGCAUGCACGCAGACUCAGCCGGAAGCUCAGCGGUAAGUUUGGCGAGUUGAUGCAGCAGGUUGAAAGUUUGAAAAGUGAGCUUGAUGCCAACCCGCAAAUUCCUUCUUCAGAGCACAGCCCUGUGAAAAAAGACGAUACGCAUCAGUCCGGUGAGGAUUCCGACUCUUCUAGUGAUGAGAUCACCUCUAAGAGGAAUUCCACAUCCUCUGCAAACAUUCCAAUAACGCCAACAAGCACGGCCUCGUUCCAUACGGCUGUUUCAAACGAGAAUGAUUGGGAAGACGAAGAAGAAGAUGAUGAUGAUACAGAUGCUGCAAGCUCUGUUUAUUCAUCCACGUUCACGAGGAAUGCAACUCUUUCGGAAAGAACCAAAUCAGUCAGAACUCUUCAGACUGGAAAAUCUCGUGGGACGGUUCUUCCGGUUGUUUCGGCAAGCAUAGGUACCUCGGGAAGAAAUUCAACAUACACUUCUUCCGCACCUUCGAAAGUUAGCACUAAGCCUGAACCAAUGCAGACAAACUCAGAUCUCGCCAACAAAGAGGCUGCUGUGAUAACCUCAUCAGAGUCAGAGGAGUCAUCAUCAAGUAUCCAACCAAGUCUCCAGGAUUCCGGAUCUACAAAAGCUUUAGAUGUACCAAGCACUAUUUCACAUCCGGUUGAGGCUAAAAGCUCUGAAAGUGUUAGUGUUCCUGUCGGAAAAUCCACCUCAAGACAAGGUCUCACGAAGACUAGACCAGCAUCUACGUAUUCUUCAGUGAGAAAAUCGGUCAAAAGAAACUCACUGGCAAGAUCUAGUAAAUCUUCCGCCGGUAAGCAUUCUAAACAUCAGAGUAAGGGUGUGUCGUCCUUUUCAUAUGAUACUUUGGCCAGACUAUUGAAUGCCACCGAUGGAAUUGUGAUUGGUCAGGAGUUCUCGUCCCUGGAUAUGCCUGUGGAAGAAAAGUACUUGCUUGAAAAGAUAGUUGGGUCAAUUAGCAGGCUUACGGCAAAUAUGAUGCUUGAUCCCCAAAGGUACGACAAGAGUUAUGCCAGGUUGGAGAAGGCACUCAACAUUUUGGAGGGUUUUGAUUAG
This is a messenger RNA of Brettanomyces bruxellensis, 1812 nucleotides long. RefSeq lists its product as uncharacterized. The record is from RefSeq and is a predicted model, not a curated record. The transcript has a single exon. Bases 1 to 1812 code for a protein of 603 amino acids. NCBI's taxonomy places the organism in Eukaryota, Fungi, Ascomycota, Pichiomycetes, Pichiales, Pichiaceae.